AUGGACGCUACCUUAGAGAACCCGGAUUUCUUGGAUUUUCUAAAUACCACCCAGUCAGGAGCGGCACAUAACUCUGUGGGAAUCUCCUUUGAGUCAUUCCUCUCGUCUCUUAUCUUUUCUCUUGUAUACUGUUCUCUUCAAGUGUUGAUAUUUACCUACCUAAGAACAAGAUUCAAGGAAUUCUACCAGCCACUGUGCUACUGUCUGCCAGACAGCAUUCGGACACCGCCAUUGUCAGACGAUCUUUUUGCUUGGGCAAAGCCCAUAGUUUACACCCCGAUUGGAACCUUCUACCGACUAGGAUUGGACUCGUACUAUUUCCUGCGAUUCAUGUACACGCUGCUGAUUCUGUUCGUUGGGAUGGCCUGCCUCAAUAUUCCAGUGCUCAUCCCAGUAAACCUAUGUGGCGGAGACGAGCUAACUAAGGGCAUUGUACGAGGGCUCGACAGGAUCUCCACGUCCAACAUCUCGUCUCGAAACACCAAUAAAUACAUGUUCCAUUUUGGCAUGGCUAUUUUUGUGAUUCUGUGGUUCCAUUAUGUGCUCAUCUACGAGAUGAAAUGCUGCGUUGAGGAGCGGCAAAAACAUUUGGUGUUGAGCUCGAAAGCCCAGCAUAAGCGGGCUUCCAUGUCGACUGUGCUGCUAGAAAAUAUUCCGCACGAGCUGAUGGACGAGGCUGCAAUAGAGCAGUUUUUUGCCACUCUGCCUGGCGGAGUCAAAAAAGUGUGGCCAAUUCUGGACUACCGCAACGUGGAGGUAUUGGUGAAAAAGUAUGAAAGGUACAGAGGGCUCUUAGAAGAGCUGGAACUGGAUAUCAUCAAAGACAAGACUCAAAACCGAGUCAAUUAUGCUACCAAAAAUUUCUACGAGCCGAUUGAGCUACUUGGGUUUGAGUGCACGGUUCCUGGAAUAUGCAAAGUUGUGGAUCCAUACGACCAUACAGCAGGACAGAUGCUGCUGCUGGGUGAGCUAAUUUUGGCAAAACAGCGCGAAAUCAAGUCCGUAAAGCUACGGAGCUCAAAGAUCAACAAAGCGUUUGUGCAGUUCAACAAGAUCAGCACUGCAUACCUCGCACGCCAGCUCCUACUAACAAAAUCCCCAAAGGACAUGACGGUAACACUCAUGGAAAUGACACCAGAUGACAUUAUCUGGAAAAACAUUGUUCGCUCGGACCAAACAGCUUCCAACGUGAUAUGGAACGCGGCUAUGUUUUUCGUUUCCAUUCUGAUCAUUGUUUGCUGGGUGAUUCCCGUGGCAUUUGUGGGGUCAAUCUCGCAACUUCCCUAUCUCACUGCUCUUAUUCCAACCAUUAGCUGGCUAAACGGUCUUCCAGACUUUCUGACAGCGUUCAUUGCCGGAAUCUUGCCCACAAUAGUUCUCACGUUGCUGACCUCUGUUGCCUUGCAAAUAUUCAAGGUUGUCGGGUAUAAGCGAGGACAAAUAGUGGGCUCUUCAUUGGAACUGAGUCUUCAGAGCUGGGUAUUUGUGUUCUUAUUUUUCCACCUCUUCAUUGUGAUCACCAUCUCCUCAGGGUUCAUUGUGGUGCUGGAACGAUUUCUUCUCAAUCCAAGUGCUAUCCCAGCAAUGGUGGCCCAAGACUUCCCCAAGGCAUCCAACUUUUUCUUCUCGUUUUUCAUCUUAAAGGGCCUGACCUGUUUCGGGAACAGUCUGCUGCAAUUCGGAAGGUUCUCGUCAGAUAUGUGCAUGGACAAAUGGCUCGACAAGACUCCGCGACAAAAGCUUCAUCGCCGCAUGAACAUUCCCCAGGCCAGCUGGGGACUCACCUACCCGACUUACUCCGUCUAUGGCUCGAUCGGUCUGGUGUACUCUGUAAUAUCUCCUCUGAUCCUUGUGUUCUGCUGCAUCAACUUCCUUUUAGACCUGCUGUCGUACAAAUACUGUCUUCUCUAUGUUUACAACUACAAAAACAGCUCGGAGACAGGCGGAAAAAUCUACUCGAUCGCACUUCGCCAACUGUACGCGGGAAUCUACAGUCUCGAGGUGUUUCUUAUCGGACUGUUCUUCAUUGUGAAAGACGAUAAGGGCGAAAACACCUGCUUCCUGCUGGGUAUCAUGAUGGUUAUAGUUUUGGUGUUGACUAUAUGCGUUCAUGUUUCUAUUAAUAGGCAAUACGAUAAGUCACUGAGCGUUGUUCCGCUGGAACUUUUCGAGGAGCUGGAUCAAGAAAUAAAGUUUGAGCAUGACAUUGACACAGCCUCUCUUUUCUGUCAUCCUUCGUUACGGUUUGAUCCAUGCGAGCAGGUGGUCUGGAUCCCUAAAGAUCCACACGGACACAGCGACAGGGAACGCCAGAAGCUGGAACUAUUUGGACUCAAGGUGUUUGACCAGGGCUGCACGAUCAGCAGCAAGGGUAGACUCGAGAUCCUGAUGUCUCCGCCAGACUAUGUUUUUUGA
Molecule: messenger RNA, 2415 nt
Organism: Ogataea angusta
Lineage: Eukaryota; Fungi; Ascomycota; Pichiomycetes; Pichiales; Pichiaceae
Exons: 1
Coding region: 1-2415 (804 amino acids)
Cellular component (GO): plasma membrane
Molecular function (GO): calcium-activated cation channel activity
Source: RefSeq, a predicted model, not a curated record